GGGACGGGGGAUCGACUAUACGGAUCCGAGAUGGCGCAAGAGAGGACUGGUAUUGCGAAGCGAUAUCUUAUCAAUCAGCGACCGCAUUCCCCUCAUGGCCUCGCCGCUUCGGGGAACCUCCGAUAACUAUCCAUGCAAGCGUGUCGCGAUUCUUGCAGCAGACUUGGCUAGCGUAUAUUAACCAUUGCCAUAAGACCUCGAUCAAGCACUCCCCGUUAAAACAAGGAUAUAUUCGUCAUUUGCGUGGGGGUUGACGAGUGCUACGCAGUUGAAGUUAUAUCUUAACAAGAAGUUUUGAUUUAUAUUUAUCUAGGUAAGUUUCACCUAGACAUGUGCCACCUAGUCGCCGUUUGGUAUUCAUUUUGUUGCUUGAGCCGCAUACCAUGACGUCCAAGACUGUCGAGCAGACAUCCGCAGCUGAGGUAGUUUUCGAGACCCCGAAAUUGCCCGACAAGUACGCCGACGAAAGUUACAAGCUCUUCUCGCAAGUCAAGGUUGAGCCUCCCACUGCUGAGGAAGCUGAGCGAAUCCGUAAGAAGAGCGUCCGAUGGAUAUUAUCGUUCCUCUGCGUCGGGUAUCACCUGAUGUACGUGGACAAGCAGACGCUCGGAAGUUCGUCUAUCCUGGGAAUUCUUGAGGAUGCGGAUCUAAAUUCGAGCCAGUACAACUGGUUGUCAUCAAUCUUCUAUUUUGGCUACCUGCUAGCAGAAUGGCCUCAAAACUGGGCGCUGCAACGAUUCCCAGUUGCAAAGUGGCUAGCCGGGAAUCUUGUCGUCUGGGGUUCCAUCUUGCUGCUACAUGUUCCAUGUAAUAGUUUCGCGUCUCUCUUCGUCGUUCGUUUCUUUCUUGGGCUCGCGGAGGCGUGUAUUGUGCCUGCUUUCUUAUUAACGCUAUCGAUGUUCUUCACAUACGACGAGCAAGCAGUUCUGAUGCCCAUAAUGUGGGCUGCGGGAAAUUCUAGCCCUAUAACUUCAGGAUUGCUGUCGUACGGAGUUUUAUGGGUAGACACGGGUAGUUUUUCAUCUUGGAAGUGGUUUAUGGUCAUCACAGGAACUUUAACUGUUAUAUACGGCGUUUUCGUCUGGUUUUUCUUCCCAGACAACCCGAUGUCCGCUCACUUCCUGACCCUCGAAGAAAGAGCACAAGCUAUCCUCCGCAUUGCUUCGAACCAUUCGGGGAUCGAGCAGAAGCGUUUCAAACGCCACCAGCUGGUUGAAGCGCUGAAGGACCCCAAGACCUGGCUCUUCUUCCUCCAUGCGUGGUCCCAAGAAAUGGCCAACGGUUUAACUAACCAGUACUCGCUUAUCAUCAAAUCAUUUGGCUUCACCACGCUGCAGACCACGUUGUUGGGUUGCAUUACCGGUCUUACUUCGCUGGUGUCCCUUGGAGCUGCCGCCCUAAUAUUGUCAAAGACGCGCAACAGUCGAGCGUGGCUUUCUGCUGCUGCGUAUGUACCACCAAUUAUAUCCAGUAUACUUCUUAUCACUCUUCCUUGGAGCAACCGUUGGGGUCUUCUGUCGGCAAUAUGGAUUAGAUCUACAGGAGGUAUUCCCUACAGCGUGGUUAUGAUCUGGGCAGCCAACUGCUCUGCGGGACAUACGAAGAAGACCGCCGUCAUCGCUCUGUAUCAUGUCGGGUACGGUUUGGGUAAUAUUCUCUCGCCUCAGCUGUUCCAAGAACAAUACAAGCCUAGAUAUAUUGUGACUUGGUGGGUUAUUCUAUGGGUCGCGUGCGUGCUUCCGACGUUUAUCGUCCUUUAUCUUCGAUGGUAUUUAGUUAAGGAGAACAAAAGGAGAGACUUGCUAGAUAAACGCGGGGCUAUUAGAGAAGUCGGAGUCAUUGAGCAUAUUGACGAGAGCGGCGAGCGGCGGGAAGAAAUAGUCGAUGCGAGACAGUUGGAUCUGACUGAUAGGGAAAAUCUUGCAUUUCGAUACGUCCUCUAAUGUGGAAAUAUUCAUAGAGUAUUCGCUAUUUGGUAGAAUACAUAUCGUAUACACUACCUACCUCUCGGAUAUCACCUACCUAUCGUUAGAUAAUUCUCCGCAGUCAGCGAUAGGUGUCUUGAUCUUGCAACCCCGUCUGGCCACGUGUCACGCCUUAAAUUUUUUUUAUUUCCUACUUGAUGAAACCGUACGAGGUUUCCACAACUU
Messenger RNA from Daldinia loculata, 2150 nucleotides. RefSeq names its product MFS general substrate transporter. The transcript has 5 exons. Gene Ontology annotation, biological process: L-cysteine transport; transmembrane transport. Gene Ontology annotation, cellular component: membrane. The coding region runs from base 384 to 1943 and encodes 519 amino acids. Gene Ontology annotation, molecular function: L-cysteine transmembrane transporter activity. The record is from RefSeq and is a predicted model, not a curated record. NCBI's taxonomy places the organism in Eukaryota, Fungi, Ascomycota, Sordariomycetes, Xylariales, Hypoxylaceae.